Molecule: messenger RNA, 1014 nt
Organism: Elaeis guineensis (African oil palm)
Lineage: Eukaryota; Viridiplantae; Streptophyta; Magnoliopsida; Arecales; Arecaceae
Product: CRIB domain-containing protein RIC10
Source: RefSeq, a predicted model, not a curated record
UGUUCUUCCCAUCCUAUCCAACCUCUCUCUCUCUAUCUCUCUAUCUCUUUUUCUAGCCAUUGCUAGAUAAAAGGCCUUGGUAUUCAUGGUGUCUUCUUUGCAACUUUCAAGAAAAAUGAAUGUGAAGGGAGAUGGAAAAGAAGAAGUUUUCAUUUGAAUGCCUUGGAGCCCAAGAACCCUUGCAUUCAAAGGAUACAUCAUUAUCUCCAUAAAGGUGCUGCUCCCAUGGCAACCAAGGCGAAAGGGCUCUUCAAGGGGUUCAAAAGUAUCACCCAAAUCUUUGUUGCCAAGGAGCAUGAGAUGGAGAUUGGAUACCCAACGGAUGUGAAACAUGUGGCCCACAUUGGUUGGGAUGGUGCAUCUGCAAAUUCUCCUAGUUGGAUGAAUGAGUUCAAGACAUCAAAUGAUUUCUCAACCUCUAGCAACCAUGGACGGACCAAAGAGACCACUUGUAUUUCUCAAGGAGAUUUUGAUCAGCCUAGAGGAGUCCAGCCAACAGUUUCGACAAAUAUAAAUUGCACUCAGCCUGAUAAACCUAAAGCUUCUAGAAAGACGAAACGAAAAAAGUGUAAGGUUUCAUCUCCAUCGUCUUCGACAAGAUCUUCCCGAAGAUCAUCAAGGUCAAGAGCUGCGCAAUGCACUACAGCUGAGGAAGCUGGUGAAACAAGCCAGAUUUGUACAUUAGAAUAAUUUUUAGGAUAAAACCAUGAGAAGGACCAUAAGACUUCAACUUGUUUGUUGAAUCUCCGGCACGAGACUUCUUUGAUGGCUAGCUUAUGUACAUAAAGAAUGAUGCACCAUAAGCUUGAUUGACGGGACCAUAUUGUUAAGCAGAAUUCUUCUUUGGCCGAGUGAAUGCUGUGAACCAAUAUCUCUGAAGUUCUUUUUGCUCGUCAAUGGCCUGAAUUCUGAACCUUACAUUGCUUGUUAGAUGUUUUAUUUUAUGAGGGAAGAGAGAGAGGAAGGAAGGAGGUAAGUUUAUAAGCUGGUAAUCUACUUUUCUAAGUUUGACUA